Messenger RNA from Kalmanozyma brasiliensis GHG001, 1818 nucleotides. Its product is annotated as Amidase. Bases 1 to 1818 code for a protein of 605 amino acids. Lineage: Eukaryota; Fungi; Basidiomycota; Ustilaginomycetes; Ustilaginales. The transcript has a single exon. The record is from RefSeq and is a predicted model, not a curated record.
AUGGCGCGAAUCAAGCUCGCCGCGACCUCCAGUCUCCUCGUCGUGCUGCUCGGCGUGAUACUGGCCUACCUGUCGGGCGCGCACUCCGCUGCAACCGGCAUCACGGACGAGCUACCUUUCAGCUCGACGGAUCCGACCUCGUUCUACAGCGACACGGUCAAACGGAACCACAACAGCACGCUCGAUCUGCUCGAAGCGACCAUCGACGAGCUCUCGAAGGGCCUCUCCUCUGGCGCAUUCACCAGUGUUCAACUGGUCGAAGCGUACCUGUCCCGUAUCGAGGAGGUCAACAUCGCCGGUCCUGGACUGCGGGCGAUCAUCGAGACGAGUCCCGUGGCUCUAUCGUACGCUGCGAAACUCGAUGCUGAACGCGCGGCGGGCCGCUCGCGUGGUGCGCUGCACGGCAUACCCAUCGUCAUCAAGGACAACGUCGCUACGCACCCGGAGCUCGGGAUGAACACGACUGCGGGGAGCUAUACUUUGCUGAACAGUUUGCCGAGCGCCGACUCGCCGAGCGUGCAAACGCUGCGCAAGGCGGGAGCGGUGAUCCUGGGCAAAGCCAACAUGUCUGUCUGGGCCCAAGCGCGCGGCCUGGUCAACCAGACGCAGGGUUACAGUCCGAGAGGAGGCUUUGGGACCAGCGCAUACUGGCCUGCGGGAAACCCAUGUAGCUCUUCCUCGGGGUCAGCGGUGGCGGUAGCUGCCGGUCUCGCCGCUGCUAGUGUUGGUAGUCAGACGUCCGGGUCGAUCAUCUGCCCGGCGAGCUACAACAACAUUGUUGGGAUCAAGCCUACCGUCGGGCUGAUCAGCCGGUCAGGAGUGAUCCCGAUCAGUUCCACGCAGGACUCGGCAGGGCCGUUCGGGCGGACGGUGAAGGACGUAGCGCACAUGCUGACUGCCAUGGCCCAUCACGGGAGGGACGAGGGGGAUAACGCCACCUGGACGCAACCCGCACGUGUCGCAAAGGGGAUCGACUACGCCGCUGCCCGACACUUCUCGCUCUCCACCCCGCGACUGGACGGUGUGAGACUAGGCUAUUCCGGAGAGACCUUCUUUGCCAAUCGCAGCGUUCAAAACUUCGACGAAUCGGUGCUAGAGGCGUACCGCCAAUCACUCGAGGUGCUCCGCGGUCUCGGCGCAACACUGGUCGAAGUGACCCUCGACAGCAUUGGCAACGCUACCGACCCAUCCGCCACCGCCUACUACAAUACCAGCGACAACACGCAGACGGUGCUGUGGCAGACCGAGAUGCGUGUUGGACUGGAGAGGUACAUCGGUGGGCUGAGCGAGGUUCCUUCUGCCGUGUACGACUUGGGUGGCAUCAUCUACUUCGGCAUUGCCAACCCCGAGCUCGAGCUGGCGGGUAACCAGACGGAUCAGGGGUUCCUCGUUCAAGCGCUGAUGACGCGGCCGAAUGCAACGGUGGACGGAUAUCGCGAGCACGGCUUUAGGUUGUCGAGGGAGCAAGGCAUUGAUGGAGCACUGCAGCGGUAUGGUGUGUCGGCCAUCGUGAGCCCCAGUGGCGGCGAUUGGCCGUUGUAUCCGAUUGCGGAUCGCGCACAGUACCCCGUCAUCGGCGUGCCAAUGGGUUUCUACGCGAACGACACUGCUGUCGGUCAAGACUUCCCCUACUACCCCUUCCCGCGCGCACCCACGGGCAUCUCGUUCACGAGUACGAAGUGGACCGAACCCGUGCUGUUGAGGGUGGCACACGCAUACGAGAUGGCAACCAACGUCCGGUUCCAGAGGAAGCCAUUCGAUGCUGCUACAGCAAAGAGUCAGAUCGGCAAGCUUGUCGCUCCCGCCAACUCGGCGUAG